AGCGAUCGGCGCCAAAUGGCGCUACGGGGGAAAGUGGCGCUGGUGACCGGAGGAGCGCAGGGCAUCGGACGAGCUGCAGCCGAGAACUUGCUGAAGAACCAAGCCAAGGUUGCGCUGGUGGAUUUAAAUGAGUCGGUCGGUGAGGAGUGUAAGAGGGAGUUGGAUCAGCAGUAUGGGGAAGAAAACUCCAUCUUCGUUCAGUGCGACGUGACGGAUGGAGAGAAGCUGCAGGAGGCCUUCGAGCGGACAGUGGAGCGGUUCGGCCGACUGGACAUCGUGAUCAACAACGCCGGCAUUAACAACGAGAAGAACUGGGAGAAAACCAUCGAGGUGAACCUGACGUCUCUGAUCAAGGGAACGUACCUGGCUCUGGAGCACAUGAGUAAAGAGUACGGCAAAGAGGGCGGAGUCAUCAUCAACGUCUCCUCCAUGGCAGCAUUCCUUCACUCUCCUCAUCAGCCGGUGUACACGGCCACGAAACACGGCGUCAUCGGCUUCUCCAGAGCCCUGGCCGACGCAGCAGAGCAGGGCGAUUACGGGGUGAGGAUCAACAUCCUGUGCCCAGCCUUUGUUGACACGCAGCUACUCCGCACCGUCGAGCACGAAGAGACCAUGGGCAAGUUUGUCAAGUUUAAAGAUGAGUUCAAGCAAAGGAUGGACAAGUACGGGGUUCUUCAACCAUCUAUGAUCGCUGAAGGAAUGAUGCGCAUUAUAACCGACGAGAGUCUGAACGGAGCCGUAAUGAAGAUCACCUGCUCUAAAGGGAUCCACUUCCAUACGUACGAGCCUCUCUCAGCCUGAUCUGGCGCUGAUCCAGCAGAUCCCAACUCAGGGCCUCCGUCUACAAGGCGUGACGAUACCGAUUAGAUCCCGAUCGAGUCCAGAUUUCACCACUCGUCUUAACCGCUCCUGAAAUUAAUCCCACAGCAGGAUUAGGGGAGCGUAACACAAACCCUAGCUGGACGAUUUAAGACGCAGAUUAGGAUCUGAAAAGCGAUGACGCCAUGUGAGGAGAAAAAAAACCUGUUCAGUAAAGAUUAAAGAAACAGGAAUGAUGAAUUACGUAGGAUUCACAUGUUGAAACAAAGGGCUCGUCUUCUAAUAAGGUUUCUCUUUUACUGUGUGUGAUUAGUGUGUGUUUGUGAUGUCACUGAAAUCAUGUUCAUAAUUAUUCUUUAAGAAAACAGUUGCUAUAUUUAUUGAUGAUUUCAUUCUUUACAGAUUUUACUUUUUCAUUUUAUUAAAUCGCUUCAUUUUCGAUGCAGAUCGACCGCAUUGAGUAAUAGCCAGUAUAUUUCUGUAAUGCAUUUUACAAUGAUGUUUAUAUGAAAGUGAAUAAAGAGAGAAUUACUAUGCAUAACCUGA
Trichomycterus rosablanca is the source of this 1365-nucleotide messenger RNA. It is a transcript of the gene hpgd, whose product is annotated as 15-hydroxyprostaglandin dehydrogenase. The transcript is spliced from 7 exons. NCBI's taxonomy places the organism in Eukaryota, Metazoa, Chordata, Actinopteri, Siluriformes, Trichomycteridae. Gene Ontology annotation, molecular function: oxidoreductase activity, acting on the CH-OH group of donors, NAD or NADP as acceptor. Bases 16 to 801 code for a protein of 261 amino acids. Gene Ontology annotation, cellular component: cytoplasm. The record is from RefSeq and is a predicted model, not a curated record.